This is a messenger RNA of Rhododendron vialii, 5084 nucleotides long. Its product is annotated as protein CHROMATIN REMODELING 20. The coding region runs from base 367 to 4731 and encodes 1454 amino acids. Gene Ontology annotation, cellular component: nucleus. The record is from RefSeq and is a predicted model, not a curated record. NCBI's taxonomy places the organism in Eukaryota, Viridiplantae, Streptophyta, Magnoliopsida, Ericales, Ericaceae. The transcript is spliced from 26 exons. Gene Ontology annotation, molecular function: ATP hydrolysis activity; ATP-dependent chromatin remodeler activity; ATP binding.
CAGAGCGACGUUUCACGAAAGUCCAGUGGAUCACAACACAACGAAAUCAAAAUAGGGCUAGAUUUGGGGGGCACGCUCUUUCCCCAGUUAAUUUUGUGUUUAAUUACUUGCCAUUUUAUUUGCUGAUUUGUUUCCAUUCUUCUGUCCUGACACAUGCCGCCGUGUCCUUGAACAAAAUCCAAAUUCAAAAAGGAGGCAAACGAAAGAUCAAAGGACAUUGCCCUAAUAACAAGACCGAAGAGUCGUAGAUAGAUUACGAUGGAUCACCAUUCCAGCGUGCUUCCAUCGACUCACUGGUGAAUGAUAUUAUUUCUGGAGUCCUAACAUUUGGAGGGCUAUUUGGUACUAUUAUUGCUUAAAUACGAGAUGGAGGAAAAGGAUGGGGAAGUGGAUGACAUUGAGAGUGCAAGUAGCGAUUCUUUUAUUGAUGAUUCAGAUGAUGAUGGACCUUCAAUAUCUGCAGAAGAUGAUGGAUUGCAUUUUGAGGUUAAUUUGACUGAGGAAGAAAUAGAAGAGCUAAUUUCUGAACUUUUAGAAGUUGAGAGCAAGGCUGCUGAGGCCCAAGAAUCACUCGAAGAUGAGUCACUAGAAAAAGUGGAGGAUGAAGUUCGGCAAGAAUUGGCGCAAUCUCUGCAUGGAGAAGACCUCGAGAAAGCUGUUUCUGAUGAAAUGGAAACUUUUAGGGAAGACUGGGAAGCUGUACUUGAUGGGCUUGAGAAAGAGAGUGCUCACUUGUUGGAGCAACUCGAUGGUGCUGGUGUUGAACUCCCGAGUCUGUUUAAGUGGAUUGAAAGCCAGGCUCCUAAUGGUUGCUCCACUGAAGCUUGGAGAAAAAGGACUCACUGGGUUGGAUCUCAGGUCACCAAUGAUGUGACUGAAUUUGUAUCGGAUGCUGAAAAGUUUCUUCAGAGCAACAGGCCUAUAAGAAGGAAACAUGGCAAAAUACUGGAGGAGGGUGCCAGUGGUUACUUGGGGAAGAAACUUUGUAUCGAUGAUAGCAAGGAAGCUACAACUGAAAAAUCUGAUGUGGAUUGGAGCUCUUUCAACCAAAUAAUUUCUGCUCGUUCAUCUGAGGAGCUUACAUCAUUUGGCAGCAAGAAUUGGGCUUCUGUUUACUUUGCUAGUACUCCACAACAAGCUGCAGAAUUAGGGCUCAAAUUUCCUGGAGUUGACGAGGUGGAGGAAAUCGAUGACAUUGAUGGCAGCAACUGUGAUCCAAUGGUUGCAGAUGCCCUAGCUAAUGAAAGAGAAGCAGGUCUUUCGGAGGCACAAAAGAAAAACUUUAAGAAGGUCAAAGAGGAAGAUGAUGCAAAUUUUGACCUGAAGCUUCAGCGUAAUUUGAAUCGAAGGAGACAGAGAAACAGAUGCAAACAGGAGGCCAUAGAGAGAGAAUUUUUGCCAGCAGAUAAGCAGAUGGAAAUUAGUUCAGAUGCGGAUCUGGAUGUUGAUAGUGAGAGUAAUAAGAUUGAAAUGAUGGGUCAGAAUUUGAGGACUGGCGUGCAUGAAAAUAUUGAAGUUUCUGAUGAUCAUGAGAAGGGAAAAUCAAAGACUAACGGUAGCUCUUCAGUGUGUUCUGAUUCCUGUUUGCCUGACGAAAGUGAAACCAGAGGGACCAAGCGUUCACAUGACAGUGAGGAACUAGAGGUUGAUAAUAAGAAGACUCGCCCCGUUGUUAUUGACAUUGACGAUACAGCUCAUACUCCCUUAAAGAGUUUGAAUGGGAUCUUCCGCUGCACUGUUUGUGAUAAACUAGCAGCUGAAGUACUACCACAUCCACAUCCACUUCUAAAAGUAAUUGUCUGCAGGGAUUGCAAAUGUUUUAUUGAAGAAAAGAUGCAUCUACAGGAUCCUGAUUGUUCGGAGUGUUAUUGUGGAUGGUGUGGAGGGAACAAGGACUUUGUGAGUUGCAGGUCAUGUAAAAUGUUAUUUUGUAACUCCUGUUUGAAGAGGAAUUUAGGCGAAGAAUGCUUGUUAAAAGUCCAGUUGUCUGGUUGGCAAUGUUGUUGCUGCUCUCCAAGUGUUCUCCAGCAGUUGACUCUACAGUUGGAGAAAGCUAUUGGAUCUAUAGUUCCCAUGAUUUCUAGCUCUGACAGUGAUUCGGAUUCUUCUGAUGCAGAUAUCACUGUUUCUAUCAGCACCAAAAGAAAACGAAAAAAGAAAAUCCGGAGAAUCCUUGACGAUGCUGAACUAGGGGAAGAGACGAAAAAGAAAAUUGCAAUUGAAAAGGAGCGCCAAGACCGCCUGAAGUCUAUGGAAGCACAGGUUAAAAGCAAAUCGGUGCUUAUGAGUUCUAUGAACUUUAGUGGCAACUUAUCUGAAGGUUGUAGUGUUGAAGUCCUGGGUGAUGCUCUCACGGGUUAUAUAGUGAAUGUUGUGAGGGAAAAGGGUGAAGAGCCUGUGCGUAUUCCUCCGAGCAUGUCAGGAAAACUAAAAGGCCAUCAGGUUGCAGGGAUACGAUUUAUGUGGGAGAAUAUUAUCCAGUCAAUUACAAAAGUGAAGUCCGGUGAUAAGGGUCUCGGAUGUAUUCUAGCUCAUACCAUGGGCCUUGGUAAAACUUUUCAGGUCAUAGCUUUCUUGUAUAGUGCUAUGAGAAGUGUGGAUUUAGGAUUGAAAACUGCACUAAUUGUGACACCAGUUACUGUUUUGCACAACUGGCGAAGCGAAUUUUCGAAGUGGAGCCCUUUAGAGUUGAAACCGCUUCGCAUCUUCAUGCUGGGAGAUGUUUCAAGGGAGAGAAGGGCUGAGUAUUUUGCGAAAUGGAGGGCCAAGGGUGGUGUCUUCUUGAUUGGAUAUUCUGCAUUUAGGAAUCUCUCCCUCGGAAAGCAUUUGAAGGAUAGUCACGUGGCCAGAGAAAUUUGUUACGCGCUUCAGGAUGGACCUGAUAUACUAGUUUGUGAUGAGGCCCAUACAAUCAAGAACACCAAGGCCGAUGUAACCCAGGCCUUGAAACAAGUUAAAUGUCAAAGGAGGAUUGCAUUAACUGGUUCACCUCUUCAGAACAACCUAAUGGAAUAUUAUUGUAUGGUUGAUUUUGUCAGAGAAGGAUUUCUUGGGAGCAGCCAUGAGUUUAGAAACCGCUUUCAAAAUCCCAUUGAGAAUGGACAACAUACCAAUUCAACAUCUGAAGAUGUGAAAAUUAUGAACCAAAGAUCUCAUAUCCUCUAUGAACAGUUGAAAGGUUUUGUCCAGAGAAUGGACAUGAAUGUGGUUAAGAAGGACUUGCCCCCGAAAACUGUUUUCGUAAUAGCUGUAAAGCUUUCUCCCUUACAAAGGAAGUUAUACAGAAGAUGCCUUGAUGUGCAUGGGAAUGUUUCUGGUGAAAAGUUACCGAAGAGAAGUUUUUUUGCAGGUUACCAGGCCUUAGCACAGAUAUGGAACCAUCCUGGGGUUUUGCUCCUAAUGAAAGGUUGCAAAGACUACAGAAAACGUGAAGAUGCUGUUGAGAAUUUGCUUCCAGAUGAUAGUUCUAGUGAUGAGAACAUAGAUUGUAACAUGGUUACAGGAGAGAAACUGAGGAAGAAUGAGUUUCAGCAGAGAAAAACCAAUACUGGCUCUUUUGAUGAGGAUUGGUGGAGUGAUCUUCUUCAGGAAAAGAACCACAAGGAGGUUGAACACGGUGGUAAAAUGGUUUUGCUGCUUGAUAUCCUUACGAUGAGCUCCAAUGUGGGCGAUAAAACACUAGUUUUUAGCCAGAGUUUAUCAACUCUAGAUAUGAUAGAGCAUUUUCUCUCAAAAUUGCCUCGGCAAGGGAAAAUAGGGAAAUGCUGGCGACGAGAAAAAGACUGGUAUAGGCUAGAUGGAAGAAUGGAGGCCUCUGAAAGGCAAAAACUGGUUGAGAGGUUCAAUGAGCCCUCAAAUAAAAGGGUAAAAUGCACUCUGAUAUCAACUAAAGCUGGGUCUCUAGGGAUCAACCUCUAUGCGGCCAACCGCGUAAUCAUCGUUGAUGGUGCGUGGAACCCAACAUACGAUCUUCAGGCUAUAUUUAGGGCUUGGAGGUAUGGCCAAACAAAGCCUGUGUUUGCUUACCGACUGAUGGCACAGGGAACGAUGGAAGAAAAGAUAUACAAGCGUCAGGUAACUAAGGAGGGGCUUGCAGCUAGGGUGGUUGACAGGCAGCAAGUUUACAGGACUAUGUCUAAAGAGGAGAUGUUACAUCUCUUUGACUUUAGUGAUGAUGAAUCUGAUUCUUUGCCUGAGCUUGUAGAAGAGAAUGGACAUUCAAUUAAACAAAGCACUGGUGGCCAAGUUGGAAUCUUUCAAAAGCAGAAGCUGCCUCUUCCUGACGGAACUUGUUCUUCGGACAAGUUCAUGGAAGGUUUGCUAAGCAGACAUUAUCCGAGAUGGAUUGCAAAUUACCAUGAGCAUGAGUCUCUUUUGCAAGAGAAUGAAGACGAAAAGCUAUCAAAAGAGGAACAAGACAUGGCGUGGGACGUGUAUCGGAGAACUCUACAAUGGGAGGAGGUGCCACGGGUUCCGCUUGAUGAAUCUGCAGUUGAGCGAAAGCAAGAUGUUCCAAAUGUACCCACUCCUGUUCCAGAUACCAUCAACAAAACCAUACUACCCAAGGGCAGAUUGAGAAAUCGGGUGAUGCAACGGAAGUGCACUAACCUAGCACACUUGUUGACUCUAAGGAGUCAGGGCACAAAAACCGGUUGCAGUACUGUGUGUGGGGAAUGUGCUCAGGAGAUAAGCUGGGAGAACUUGAAUAGGGAUGGAAAAUCGGUAAGGUGAGGCGGUCAGUCGAGUAACAAACAAACAGCGCCUUGAUUUUUUUGGAUACACAGAGGUCGUAGAUUCACAGAACAGCCCCUGAUUUAAUUUCAUGCGUAAAUGUCGUCAUGUUUUUUGUUCGUUUUUGUAAAGGGCUUUUGCAAGUUAAAGUUUCUUGCAAAAAUUAUAGAAUCUUUUUUUUGUAGAUACAGUUGUAAAACUCCUGCUUGGAGUGAACUGUUGUACAUUCAUGAGUUAAAGGUCUUUUGUAACUUCAAAUGAUAUGGCUGGAAAAUCAUGAAGGAUCUUUUUGUAUGAACAUCGAUAUUCCGGGAUCCAUGGUUGGCAAGUUGGCAUUGGAUUUAUUCUGACUA